Pseudocercospora fijiensis CIRAD86 is the source of this 971-nucleotide messenger RNA. RefSeq lists its product as uncharacterized. The record is from RefSeq and is a predicted model, not a curated record. The transcript has a single exon. The coding region runs from base 220 to 948 and encodes 242 amino acids. Lineage: Eukaryota; Fungi; Ascomycota; Dothideomycetes; Mycosphaerellales; Mycosphaerellaceae.
GACGUUUGGAAUCUCAAGCUUUUAUCACGGCACGAUCCAUUGCACGCCUGUUCCAUCGAUAAAUACUCAUCCACGUGGACACAGCCUCAGGCCCAUACGACAACCCACGUCACUCAUCGUCGCUAACGACAAAAUCUCACAAUGCCAGCCUCGACAUUUCCACCCUGCCCAGGUCCUCCGCCAACACGGCCUCUGCCACCUCUUCCCACAAAAUGAGGCAUGUGCGUCACGCAUUGCUCAUUCGCCAUACUACUCACAACCUGCAACACUCUGUUCGACAACGCGGCUUUGUUUCCCGGCUCGACUCGGAAAUACCAGGCCUGCAAUACCUGUUCGCACCUCGCCGCGCCUGGCCUGGCCUGGCCUGAGCAGCUAAUACACAACAUCAUGCAAGCCAGCUUCACACCUUGCUCGGAUCCUGGAGCUUUCUGGCUCGGUCUAUCUAUGCUGUCGAGUGCAGCUGGACCAUUCACUUUCCAAUCGACAUGCUUGGCGCUCUGCUGUACGACACCCACUGGCGAGAAGGCGUCUUCACUCACUCCCACCUUUUAUUACGACUCCUCUUGCCGCGAACACCAUCUUAACUCCCCCGCAUAUAAUCACCCCCGACGACACUACAACGUCGUCACCCUUUUCGAUACCUUAUUCCCUUUCGGAGCUGCUGGACGGCGGAAAUGUACUACUACUGGGCUGAAUAAACAACACAUCACGGGCUUGUUAGAAUACCAGGUCGGGGCUCAUUUGAGCGCUGGCCAGACGUUGGUUAAUGUAAUUUUGGGUUGGUCUACGGUGGUAUUGCAUGGAUGGCAUGGAGGCGCGCAAUUCUUUGGCUUAGAUGCGAGCAUGAUGUGGAGAGGAAUGGAGGUGAUAUACCCAAUGGCAGCUGCAGAUGAAUGCGCGCCUCAACUAUGUUUUGAUAGCGAUGGACCCAAGACAGUGGUCAAAUGAUAUACUGACCUGAUGGUCACACG